AUGGGAUACUUUCAAGACUUGCCCGAAUUGAAGAUUUUACAUCCAAAACUGUUCAAUGUGAAUUUGCCAAAAUUGAAGAUAUUACGUAUAGUCAACACCGGUAUUCUACAUUUACCAAACCUCAACAAUUUACAAACGAAGUCGUUAUUACACAUGAUAGAUUUAGAAAACAAUGCGAUCGGAUUAAUUCGAUCACGUGAAGUGUUUGUUCAAGCAGAAGAACUAGUUUUAAAUUAUAAUCGCAUAGUAACCAUCGAAAGCUACGCUUUUAACGGAUCUGAAAUUGCGAGACUAAAGCUCAGAGGAAAUCGCGAAUUGGUGAAUCUAGACUCCAAGGCAUUUGCUGGAUUAAAGAGUCUGCGGCACAUAGACUUAUCGGAAACAAAAAUUACAACUUUACCAACAGAAGGUCUGCAUGGGAUUGAAGUGUUGCGAAUACAAGAAACUGAAUCUCUACAAGAAUUUCCAUCAAUUUAUAAUUUUGAAUAUAUAAAAGAAGCGUGGUUGACUUAUCCAUGUCAUUGUUGUGCAUUUCAAUUUCCACAAACACAUAAUCCCACAUACCAUGCAAAACAUAAAGAGUUCGUGCGCCAACUAGAAGAAUUUUGCAGCGCAAAUAUCACACAACACAUGAAGCGCCAUAUAUUGGAUUGGCAUCCAUUAAAUGAUAGUGGAAUAGACAAUUUUAACAGCAAUGUCGAUGAUGGCAUGUAUGAUCAUUGGGAUACUAAAAAAUUUCCCUACUCAGAUGGAAUUUGGCAUGACAAUCCAGCCGAACAAAUAUACAACACAAAAAAUGAGCUUCCAUUUAGAUCAAUUUUAUGUGGAAAUAUUUCUAAAAAUUAUCGUGAUGUCAAAUGUGUUCCAAAACCAGAUCCAUUUAAUCCAUGUGAAGAUUUAAUGGGAACGUGGUGGUUACGUAUAUCUGUUUGGAUUGUCGCACUAUUAGCAAUAUUUGGUAACAUGGCAGUUGCAUUGGUGCUAAUCACAUCGAAAUUUCGAAUGUCUGUUUCAAGAUUUUUGAUGUGUAAUUUGUCGAUUGCGGAUAUGUGCAUGGGUUUUUAUUUACUGUUGCUGGCAAUCAUUGAUGCGAGAUCAGUUGGUGUUUAUUUUAAUCAUGCAAUUUAUUGGCAAAAUGGUUAUGGUUGUCGAAUAGCUGGUUUUAUAUCUGUAUUUGGAAAUGUUUUGUCUAUAUACACCUUAGCCGUUAUUACUUGCGAACGAUGGUACACAAUUACUUGGGCAAUACAUUUAAAUCGUCGAUUAAAACUUCGAAGCGCAAUGAAAAUAAUGCUACUUGGAUGGAUUUAUGCUUUUGUAAUGGCUGUUUUGCCAUUAAAUGGUAUUAGUAAUUAUUCAAAAACUAGCAUCUGCUUACCAUUGGAACAUCAUAAAGUCGCUGACACAGCCUACUUAAGCACACUUCUUGGAUUCAACUUCUUAGCUUUUUUAAUAAUUUGUAUUUGUUAUGCUCGAAUGUACAGCUCCAUUAAAGAUGAAGGUCAAGGAAUUACUGCAAUAACGUCUACAUCAAGAUCCGAUUUUACUGUAGCCAAAAGAAUGGCAUUAUUGGUGUUUACAGAUUUUGCUUGUCUGGCACCAAUUGGAUUUUUUGGUUUGACAGCAUUGGCUGGAUAUCCAUUGAUAACAGUGACACAAACUAAAAUUAUUCUAGUGUUCAUUUAUCCGUUAAAUUCGUGUGCAAAUCCGUAUUUAUAUGCCCUUUUAACGCAACAGUAUCGCCGUGAUUUAUUCAUACUAUUAGGACGGUACGGAUUGUGUAAAGAACAAGCCGAUAGGUGUAAAGGUGCUAUCGGCGGUGUUCCAUUACCAAAAGGUUCUGCAAUGCAAUAUAAACGACGUAGUGGUAGAGACAGUACGAGAAUUCAUAGAUCAAAUAAUAUUCAUCAACAUCCAUGCACAAUGAUGUCUAUGGAAAAUUUACGCAGCUAUUCAUUAAAAAGUAGUCGACCAACUUCAGUGACUGUUGUGCCAGAAUUUAAUUUACACACUUAUAAGACUGUCAACUAUAAUUUUAGAGAAUUUGAGCAUGUUUGCCAACGAACUUGUCACGAACAUAAUAAAGAGAUGAACUCUGCUAUAAUGUAG
This is a messenger RNA of Chrysoperla carnea, 2109 nucleotides long. Its product is annotated as lutropin-choriogonadotropic hormone receptor-like. Gene Ontology annotation, cellular component: membrane. Bases 1 to 2109 code for a protein of 702 amino acids. Lineage: Eukaryota; Metazoa; Arthropoda; Insecta; Neuroptera; Chrysopidae. Gene Ontology annotation, biological process: G protein-coupled receptor signaling pathway. The record is from RefSeq and is a predicted model, not a curated record. Gene Ontology annotation, molecular function: G protein-coupled receptor activity; protein binding; protein-hormone receptor activity. The transcript is spliced from 10 exons.